Molecule: messenger RNA, 1801 nt
Organism: Stylophora pistillata
Lineage: Eukaryota; Metazoa; Cnidaria; Anthozoa; Scleractinia; Pocilloporidae
Biological process (GO): transmembrane transport
Cellular component (GO): membrane
Molecular function (GO): ATP hydrolysis activity; ATP binding; ABC-type transporter activity
Source: RefSeq, a predicted model, not a curated record
AGGGUAAACGAUGCAGGAACAUUCAACAGAACGUUUGUGUUGGAAGCCCGAACUUCCCUAAGACAAACACUCGGACAAAUCUUCUAUUUUCCGUUUAUAUUCUUCUUGUUUGGAAUAAUCGUAGGAACAAUUUACUUUCGGGCACAGGAUGAGGAUGGAAUUCUGUUGAUGUCAGCGUUCUGUGUCUAUUGCUGUGCAAGCCCUUUGUUUCUCAGUUCAGUUCUGAUGGCGCACCUGAACAAAGCUUUAAAUAUAUAUCACCUGGAACGUGCCGAUGGAUGUGGUCGUUCAUAUGAGAAUGUGAUUCAGACGUACGUACGAAUUGCUGCUCUGUGUGUUAUUCCAAUUCUAGUCUGUUCUGCGAUGUCAUAUUUCUUGGUCAUGACGUCAUACGAUUUGUGGAAGUUCUUUUUGGUAACAAUUAUCUCAUUGGUUUUAAACCAAACCUGGAUUGCAGUCUACAUGAUGGUGAUUUGUGCACAUCCGGGAAUCGCUCAUCGCAUUUGUCCAAUGGUGUCGGCCUGCGCAGGCUUUGCGGGAGGGUUUUUAGUACCCAGACCCCAAAUGCCAGCUGGCUACAAUCUGUUAUUCUUCAUCAACCCACAGUUCUAUGGUUAUUCAGCUAUCUCCAAGGUCUUGUUGCAAAACGUCCGCCUUAAAUGCGUUUACGAGUCUACAUUGAAUUGUAUCAGUACGGAUGGCAACGCUGUUUUGGCAAGAUUUGGGUUUGACACGGUCAAUAUUUAUGAGCAUUUGGUGAUAAUGCUUGCAAUGACAGUAAUAUCGAUAUUUUUCUCAUGGCUGUUUUUGGAAAUAAAGAACAUCAAGAUCAAAUUCUUCAAAACGUCAUCAAAAAUAUCCAGGUCACAAGUGGAUAGGAUAUUACACGAGUCAAUAGAGCUUCUAAAUGGGGCAGACCAUGCAGUUAAUCCCACGCGCCGGAAGUCCACGUUAGGCAUUGUCACACAUGACGAUGGACUACACACCGUGAAGCUUCCAAACAGUCCCACCAUUCCUAGCGAGAGUAGGCCAGAAUCAGAUGCUGUUUCUUUGCCGUCAAAAACAAGUUCUGUCAGUUCUCGAGAAAAUCGGUGGUCGAGUGUUCGUAAGCGUACGGCCGAGAGAAAGCGAAGCAGCCAUCUUGAGAUGAAGCACGUUCAAAGGAUAGCCAAGCAGUCCGCAUUAGUACAAUCUAACCAAGUUCAGUCUCAAAAGGUAAGGACGCGGAAGCAAGCUGUACCGUUGCCACGGAAAACUAGAUACAGCAGUGUUCCUGAAGACAGUGAAAAAAAAGCACCAAUGAAACGUACCUACUCAUAUCAUGAAACCGCUGACCACAACCUUGCAGAUUCUGCACUGAAAAUGACAACUUUGCAAUCUGCUACUAUCGGUGUUGACGACCAUCGAGAAGCAUCACCUUCGCAACUAUUAAGGAGUGUCACUUUUCCCGCUGUUGAAGAGGGAGAUCAAGAAAUGAUCAGUGGUCCCUUUUAUUUGGAAAGUAUCUGUGAACAUGAUGAUACAUUGGGGUCUGAAGAAGAAGAAGAUACCGCGAAUGUCUUUGUUGACAACCAGCUUUAAAUAUACGAAAAUCCCCCGAAAAAACAGUAGACAUAAGUUUCAAAUUUUAUCAAAGUAGGGAAGUCGUAUUCAAAGACAAGUUUUAAGUAGGAAGGCUUUAAUUUCAGUUACCUUAUUUGAAAUCACAACUUAUGAGUAAAUAUUGAUUUAUUUAUCAUUCACGAUCUUAGCAGUUAUCAGCACAUUUCAGAAUACAAAAUGCAAUCCUUCUAAAAUUAUA